This is a messenger RNA of Paramuricea clavata, 396 nucleotides long. Lineage: Eukaryota; Metazoa; Cnidaria; Anthozoa; Malacalcyonacea; Plexauridae. The record is from the annotation of a GenBank genome assembly.
CACUUGUUGGAGCAAGUCACGAAGCAAUGGCGAAGAGAGUACCUUACUAAUUUGCGCGAGCAAGCGUCCGUGAAGUCGAAAGCUAACGGCUCGGGUUCCUCCAUUUCCAAAGGGAACGUUGUUAUCGUAAAAAACGAGACGACACCAAGAGCGUUUUGGAGACUUGCACGAGUAGAACAGUUACUCCCAGGGAAGGACGGCAAGAUUAGAUCAGCGGUUAUUAAGCUUGGAGGUGGCAGCGCAAGCACGACAAGACGACUAAUCGAACUGCUGGUACCGAUCGAAGUAAAAUCAAGCCAACCAGAAAUCGUUUCAAACAAAGAUGAAGCGGUAGCUGAGAAAGAUGCAGCAGGUGAUGAAACCGCCGAAGGACGAAGUCGAAGCGGUUGUUGGUGA